GUUGUCGGAUUGAUAAACUAACAAUGGACUUUAAAGGUAUCACAUGGGUUGGACAUGUCUAUCAGAAGUUCGAAGCAAUGAGCUUAGAGGUUGAAGAAAUCAUCGUCCAGGACACAGCUAAGUACGUUGAGAACCAAGUCCAGCUUGGGAACUCUGUUAAGAGAUUCUGUUCCGAUGUGGUUCAAGAUUUGCGUCCCGAUGAACCCGUUUCCACGUUACAUGAUGAAUACGCUCCUAUUUGCUCUUCCUUCAAAAAGAAAAGUGAAAGCAUGACUGAAGGGAAGAAGGAUGGAUUUGCGAUGAUGGAAUUCCGUGGUGUUGAUGCAGAUGAUUACGAUCUCUGUGCUUCUCCAAGGCAGUCUAGUUGCGAAGGUCCUUAUAGAAGGACAAGACUCGGUCGCAAACAAGGCUUUUUUAAAAAAGAAGUCACCAGGCCUUACGUACAGAAUGAGUCAAUGGUUCAUAGAACUCGUCUCAGAAAUGAUCUUGGAACUGUAAAAUCAAGUGAUCCUCCUCCUCCAGGUGAAGGAGUAGCAAGACUCAUCUCUAGUCAACACGGUCUAACAGUGGCUAGUUCUGUUAGGAAUCAAGAUUCAGAGAUUCAACCAUGUGUUGCCAUAAGCUUACCUAAAGGUUCUCUGCAUCAUUUAGGUAGGAACUCAAGGAGAUCAUAUCAGAUGAAAACUAGUUCGAGUUCUGCUGUCUCAGAGCAGAAUCCAGUUCUUCAAGAGCUUAGUGGAAGAUCAGUUGAAGAAAGCUGUAUCAUUGUGGACAGAGACGAGUUGCAUUGUGUUUUUCCUGACAAGGAGGAGAAUGCCAAACACAAAUCUUACAAGAAGAUCAGAGACGCUAUAUCUUCAAGAAUGAAGCAAAACAGAGAACAAGAAUACAAGAGACUUGCUCGUCAAUGGUACAUGGAAGAUGGUAGUAGAGAAUGUGGUGACAAUACGAAACUGAUUUGA
Messenger RNA from Raphanus sativus (radish), 962 nucleotides. RefSeq lists its product as uncharacterized. Bases 24 to 962 code for a protein of 312 amino acids. NCBI's taxonomy places the organism in Eukaryota, Viridiplantae, Streptophyta, Magnoliopsida, Brassicales, Brassicaceae. The transcript has 4 exons. The record is from RefSeq and is a predicted model, not a curated record.